AAAAGUGGGCUGGGUUCUAACUCCCCAUAUUCAAAAGCCUUCUAAGUUAUUUGUUGGUUUCAGUGUAAAUACGAAGCAUUUCAAUUUCCAGUUUCUUAGAGGGAGGCGUGACCGCAGAAGAUUAACGAAGAAAACUUGCAGAGAUCGGAAUAAGGGGCAAAUUCGAAAAGGAAAAAAAUGGAAGAUUUUGAGAAGAAGGUUUCAAUAAAAGACUCAAUGGAGAUUGAACAAGAAAACAGCAAUUGCAGUAAAAGCAAUGAAAUUCUCAAUUUACUUCGCAAAUUCCUUGAAAUUCAACAGCGUAGAGCUCAGGCUUACUCCAAGCUUAAAACGGGUUUUUCGGAGUAUAUGAAAUCGGGAGGGGAAUUGGCCUACCAGCAGCUUUGCAGUGAGAUCACAGUAGAGUUCAAUGAUUGCUCAAAACAAGUCCUUGAGAUGGAAUCUCUGUUUUUAAACCCCGAUUACUGCCGAGUUGAUCUAGCUGAGCUUCUCAGAGCCAUUCAAACACAGGAAAAGCAGAAAUUACAUUUGACUGCCACGAUUCAGGUCUUGAAGAAGGCAGGUCGUCCGUCAGAGCGUUUGGUGAACCAUGAGAAUUGCUCAUUUAAGAAGCCAAUGGAGCAUGAAUGUGUGCAUCUCCAGGAGAUAACAGAAGCUGCCGGAACCGAAGAAGCAGAGGCAAAUGCCGAGUAUGAUAAUGCUCUCAAGGAAGCCAUUAGAGGAGUGCAAGAUGCUGUAACUGCCAUUAACGAACAUUUAGAAGAAGUGAGAUAUGAAAUCGCAGCCCUUGAAACAGAGUAAGUUCACUAUUACAUAACCCAAAGUGUUUAGUCACUCAAAUUAUAUAGACUCUGCAAGGAUUACAAGAAAAGGGUUCGGGUUCGGGUCAAGGUUGGUGUAAAGUGCAUGUUGUGUGUGCUGGGUUGGGUCAAAUUUAGUCUAAAUUUUUUGUGCUUGAUACAUAGGGUUUGGUUGAUGAAAUGUAAGCUUUUAACUUUCCUUUUUUUAA
Molecule: messenger RNA, 1009 nt
Organism: Gossypium arboreum
Lineage: Eukaryota; Viridiplantae; Streptophyta; Magnoliopsida; Malvales; Malvaceae
Exons: 4
Coding region: 178-801 (207 amino acids)
Source: RefSeq, a predicted model, not a curated record